CUGAAUGUUUGUCGUAGUUUCUCACAACCUCCUGACGCAUCACUCCGAUUUGGAUUCAACGUUAGAUAUGCUUCAGUGAUUGCACUACAAUUAUUUCAUCCAUAAAUCUGCCACAAACGUUCAACUGUAGGGUUAUGUCUAACUUUUGGAUCAUCAAAUUCUUACAGCGUGUAAGACUGACUAGAACAGAACGCUACAGUUGAAUAAGCCAAAGAGAAUUAGUGAAGAUACUUUUUUGUCUGUUAUCUGAAGUUGCUGAACUCAUCCCACUGAAUAGCGCCUUUCAGUCUCUGCUUUCGCUUGCAGUUUGCACCCAGAAGGCAUUCCCUGCUUCUAAUUGCAUAAUUACUUGCUGCUUUAGUGAAUCAGCUGCUAAUUACACGCAGAAUGUGAGCACAAAUGAAAUUAUUAGCACUGUGUGUUCAUGUAUUUAACUCAGUUUCUCUCAGUAUUUAAACUUUUGUCUUGAUGCUGUUUAGCAAUAACUUCCAAAUAUGAAAAAAACGCUGAAAUGAUAGAACAGCUGUCCCAGUUUAAUGAGCAUGCUAGUGGAGUACACCAACAUCAGUCAUCUCAUUAGAAAUCAAUGUUGUGCUUUAAAUAACUGCCUUUAAGUUCUUCCCUUUUCGUCCGCCUUUUAUUUGUAGAAGCACAUUUUGAGCCCACACACAUUUUUACACUAAACCUUAUUUAACUUAUUUAGCCUCAGGCACAGUGUCCCUGUUAAAACAUGCUGGGAUGCACAAAGCCAUAGGGAGACCAGCUGUUCUCCGCUGUGUGUUCUUGCGCUACAAUAAGAUUAUUAAAAAGAAACAUUUCCAGCAAACUGCCACAGAACACAUGUUUCACUCAAACACAACUUUUUAACACAGCACAAAGCUUAUCUUCACAGCUUUGCCACCACCAUGAGCGCCAGAUUUCCCUGCCUGCUGAGAUUUUAAUGGUUAAUUGCCAUUUUGAGAGGUCUGGGUAAUGCUGAAUGUUGCUAAUUUUAGCAGUGUGAAAAAGCAUGUUUAAGUCUUGGGUGAUUAUGAGAGGGACUGCCACAGGAAAAAAAAAAAAAAAAAAAAAACAACAACAAACAAACGAGAAAGCUAGGGAGGAGUGUGAGGGUGGGGGAAGGAGACAGCCUCGUGUCUCUGCAGUUGAUCAUUGGUCGGAGCCACUGGGAAAGGGGAGGGGCCGCCAUGCUGCUGUUUCUGUAGAGCGAGGCAGAGAGCAAAAGGAGUGUGAGAAAGAGACAGCAAAGGAGGAUAAAUGAACACGGGGGGUUCUCCUCGCGUCGGUAUGCCGGCUUUCCUGAUUCCCACUCAGACGUAGCUGCCGCCGCCGCUGCCGCUGCUGCUCUGAAUAGAAAUUCCAGCUGAAGCGUGUGAGUGUGCGCAUUUUGAACAUCAGUCACCCCGCGCACUGCCCUCUUCCUCCCAGCUCGCGGGAUCGUGCUGUGAAAUAACUGCGAAGGACCAGACAGAAACUGAGACAAGAGCAAGCGGGGAUGGUGUAGUGCUGAGCAGAGGGCGAAGGAGCAGCGAGGAAGCAGAGGAAAGAAGAGGAAAAAAGAUGGACUGAACAAAAAAAGAAAAGAAUUGAAUUCAUGUGUAAUCUGUCUCAUAAUUUACAUAUGCAGCGCAUAUGGGAGUGAUGUUCGCGAUCUUCAGUCUGGGACUUCUGCGGCUGGAGCAGAUGUUGAAGGCAUCUCGGACCUUAUAGGGAGCGGAUGCAUUUCAAGCAUAACUUGGACCCAAAUUCCUUCAAAGUCACAUCUUUGUCAGUUUUUUUUUUUUUCUUUUUUGUGCCUUGAGGAACCUGGCUUUUACUGGAAGGAAAAAAAAAGAAAGGAAUACUCAUCUUUUGUGUGUGCUUGUUGACUCUAACCUUUGUGGCUUUGCAAUUACGUAAAGCUACAACUCCCCGCUCUGAGGCUGCUUCUGCGGGACUCCCUCACCUUUGUCUGUCCUUCAUUUGCUGUGGAAGGAGGUGACGGUCUCAUCAUGGAGAUUUUAGUUUGGACUGAAUCCAUCCAGCGACUGUCAGAGCCAGCCACAUACCUGACUAAAUAGUGGGUUUUUGCAUUCAUUGUCACCCUUGAAGGGCCCCUCGGACACAUUUUCCUGCCCAAGAUGAUGAAUUCCUCCCUGGACCCACUGAAUCAGAGCUCUGCUGACUCGUCGAACUUAUCUGCUCCGUUCUGCUUGCUCGAAAUCGGCUAUUCCCAAAUCUUCAGCACUUGCCUCCUGGAGAUCUCGGUCAUACUUCUGCUCACCGUCCUCAUUAUUUCUGGAAACCUGGUGGUGAUUUUUGUUUUCCACUGCGCCCCUUUGCUCAGCCAGCACACCACCAGUGCGUUCAUCCAGACGAUGGCAUACGCCGACCUGCUGGUGGGAGUCAGCUGCCUGUUCCCCUCCUUGUCCCUGCUCCACCGUCUCCAGGGCCUCGACCAGAGGCUCACCUGCCAGGUGUUCGGGUACAUGGUGUCUGUGUUGAAGUCGGUCUCAAUGGUGUCUUUAGCGUGCGUGAGCGUGGACCGCUACAUCGCCAUCACAAGACCUUUGACGUACGCGUCCCUCGUGACACCGUGCAGGGUGCGCUGUUGUAUUAUACUUAUAUGGCUGUACUCCGCCAUGGUGUUUCUUCCGUGUUUUCUUGGAUGGGGGAAGCCGGGUUACCAUGGCGACGUGGUGGAGUGGUGCGCGGUCGAGUGGAGGACUCAUCCGACCUUCACCACCUUUAUUGUCGUGCUGCUGUACGCUCCAGCCGCCCUCACCGUCUGCUUCACCUACGCCAACAUCUUCAAGAUCUGUCGGCAGCACACGCGAGAGAUCAGCGAGCGCCACGCGCGCUACCGGCCCCAACAGCCGCAAGGCCCGGGACUGUCUGUCGGAGCCGUGGUCAAGGACAACAAUACAGGACAGCAAGGGCAGCCGCCCCACUUGACCCAAUCACACAAGCUGCAGCACAGCCAGCCAGCGUAUCAACAGUCCACGUCAACAUACCCAGACAAGCGAUACGCCAUGGUGUUGUUUCGCAUCACCAGUGUCUUUUAUAUUCUCUGGUUGCCGUACAUCCUCUACUUUCUGUUGGAGAGCGGAGGGUUCUACCGCCACCCCGCAGCCUCAUUCCUCACGACGUGGCUGGCGAUCAGCAACAGCUUCUGUAACUGUCUGAUCUACAGCCUCUCCAAUUCAGCUUUCAGAAAGGGCCUCAAACGCCUCUGUUCCUUCUGCCUACAGCGCAGUGGCGGUGGCUUUGGGGUUAGGAACACCAAAAAGGCAUUCAUCGGUUCUGUGGAAAAGGGAUGUGCUGGGCCUGGGUAUGGCUAUGGACAUAGGGAAAUAGGCGUCGAUACGACCUGUCAUGUGUAGUCCAAAUGCAGAAGAAAAUGUGCCAAACCGGCGUUUGAACUUUUUACAAAAAGCCUGAAAUGAUUGCCGUGAAAUGUCGCUAGAAUUUUCUCUAAAAUGAUGGGAAGAGGCGUCGAUCUGCCACUCGAGUUUCUGUUGCAUUUAGAGGUUACACAGGCAUCCUCGCAGCACAAGCGACAGCAGGGAAAGGCUGAGAGUGACAGCUAAGAGCAAAGCACUGAAAAAUGAAAAAGGCCCCACUAGCCAUUCAAGAUGUUUUAAAGUAGUCUAAAACACAAAGUACACUGCGUUUGACAGGAGUGAUUGAAAUGCGGGCCUGGAAAAUAGAUGGAAAAUAACACAUCUAGGGAAGGGAAGAAGUUAUUCUCUUCAGUGUUGAACGUUUGCAGGCGGCUCCUUAACUCAUUUUGUCGAAGCAACUCAACAUUGCUAGGAAACCGCUCUAACAAUCCGUGUGAUGUACGUGGCGUGUGAUUAGUCGUUGCCAGAUUUUCAGUACACGUCGUGUUGAGCGCAACAAAAUUUAAUGAUAAGAAGAAAAUCUGCCUGCUGUGAUUUUGUGAUGUUCAUUACACUCUUGCACAUGCAGCGAUGCAUUGGUGUGAUAAGGAUGUUCUCAUGAACUGAGCCGAGUCAAAAAGAAACGUGGGGAUAUGCAAAGAAAGUGACGGAGGUAAUGGUAGAUCUAGCACAUAUGUCGUUCAGCAGUGUGUUCGCAUUGAUUGAACUGAUCAGGAUUUUGUCUGCAACAAGACAUUUAUUCACGAGCGCUGAUUUUUAUUUAUUGAUGUUGUUGACAAAAUGUUUUGUCUAAACUUAGGUGGGGUUCACUCACUGCACCCGUUGUUCGUAUGAUAUGCUGUCCAACUUUGGUGUACGACUGUUAACCUGACGAAAAAAGAAAAGAAAAUCAUGUAUUUUUCUGUGAAUUUCUUUCUCAAGUAGUAUUUAAAAUCUCAGUUUUAUUGCACCUUUGUUUUCCAUUAUGUAGCUGAUUUUUAUUUUUUUUUUGUGCAUUCAUGGUAAAGAAAUACCACGAAAGGAUGUAUUUUUACACUUCCUGUGUACUGAUUGUUGGUACAUGUUUGGACUGAUAUUUAUCGAGGUUUGUAAUUAGUAAAAAGCGUCGGGAUGGGUAAACUUUAAUCAGUAACUCCCAUACACUUCUUUAAUAAUGCUAAUGGCAGAGAGGAAGAUGGACAUUUAUCAUUAUGAACGUUUUACAUUUACACAACCUUACCUUGCUACAAACAUAUGUAUGCUGUAUUUUGACUGCAUUAUUGUGCCUGCCUUGAAGCACAUGUGCACGCCUGUAUGUACAGACACACACACGGAUCACAUGCAAACAGAACAGACAAAAAGCCCAUUCAGUUUGCCAGACGGCGAACCUCUGUGCAAUACCAUGAAGAGGACCUGACCCUUACCUUCCUGGGGAUUGCUCUGUGUGUGUGUGUGUGUGUGUGUGUGUGUGCGUGUGCGUGUGCGUGUGCGCGUGCGCGUGCGCGUGCGCGUGCGCGUGCGCGUGUGCGUGUGCGUGUCUGUCUGCACAUGUCUGUUUUUAUCAUCCUGCUCCCAUGUUUACAGCUAUUAAGUGUUUUUACUCUGAAUAUAUUAAAAGUGUAUCUAGAAUAAAUCCAUGUGUACAUACUCUGUCAUUAAGAGAAAAUUUGUUCAAAGUGAGAUCUGUGGGUAAUUUAGCUUUAUGUAAAUCUAAACCACCAAAGAAAGCUCAAAAGAUAAUCUUGGAUUAGGGUAUUUUUUUAUUACAUUAUUACAUUAUCUAAUUAAAAUUUAUUGAAUUGCCAGUGAGUUUGCACAGUUUGUGUUAGAUUCCCACUGCACUGUGCCGGCUUGGUGAUGCCUUUUGUGCAUAAUUAUGACUGUUCCUCAGUCUAUUGUAAUACAUCGUUGCCUCGAUGAAAACAAAUGAACUGUGAGGGGAAGCAUUUUCCGUCAGCAGUUCGGGAGGGCUAUGGUUACAGACUUGUGACUGUUUUUAAGGGGUGUCAGGCCUGCAGCUGAACGCACAUGGAUGAGAUGGAAGUGUCCAUUAACCUUCUGUUACUUGAGCCGACAUCUAUUGCAGAAAAAAAAACAAACAACAAAAAAAAAAAACAACAACCCCUGAAUCACAUCGGUUGUGA
Molecule: messenger RNA, 5506 nt
Organism: Salarias fasciatus (jewelled blenny)
Lineage: Eukaryota; Metazoa; Chordata; Actinopteri; Blenniiformes; Blenniidae
Product: probable G-protein coupled receptor 21
Exons: 1
Coding region: 2121-3362 (413 amino acids)
Biological process (GO): G protein-coupled receptor signaling pathway
Cellular component (GO): plasma membrane
Molecular function (GO): G protein-coupled receptor activity; dopamine neurotransmitter receptor activity, coupled via Gi/Go
Source: RefSeq, a predicted model, not a curated record